This is a messenger RNA of Ogataea polymorpha, 2251 nucleotides long. RefSeq lists its product as uncharacterized. Bases 82 to 1329 code for a protein of 415 amino acids. Lineage: Eukaryota; Fungi; Ascomycota; Pichiomycetes; Pichiales; Pichiaceae. The record is from RefSeq and is a predicted model, not a curated record. The transcript has a single exon. Gene Ontology annotation, cellular component: plasma membrane. Gene Ontology annotation, biological process: ammonium transmembrane transport. Gene Ontology annotation, molecular function: ammonium channel activity.
GGGGAAGUGGAAGUAGGGAUAGCGUUGAACUCGCUAUUCACACUGCUCAACUCCAGUCUUUUGCUUUUUCUGGUACUUGGAAUGGCGAUGUUUUAUUCUGGACUGACACAGCGUAGGGCUGCGUUUCAGCAGCUGAGUUUCCCGCUACUGGUCACGCUAGAAGUCAUGAUCUUGUGGUUGUGUUUCGGGUAUACACUGAGUUUCUCUGAUACAGGCAAAUCGGGCUAUCUUAGCGAUUUUGCACACGUUGGUUUGAAAGAUAUGGAUGCUCUAGUGGUUUACCCAAAUCAUAGAUACAAAGACGAUGCGACUCAAGUCUUUGGUCUGGUGUAUGCAGUUUACAACGGGCUGUUUGCAAGUAUCACUGCUGUGAUAGCUAUGGGGUGUUUGUGCGAACGAGGACGACUAAAACCUGCAUUUAUAUUUCUCAUACCGUGGAUGUUUCUCAUAUAUUGUCCCAUAGCAUAUUGGGUGUGGAACCCUAACGGAUGGCUGCACAGAAAACUAAAUGUUUUGGACUUUGCAGGAGGAAACGCCGUCCACAUUGUCUCUGGGACCACAGCUCUCGUUUAUUCGUGGUUUAUGGGGUACAGGAACGAGGCCAAUCUUGUCGAGUAUAGGUCAAGUAACCUGGGCAUGGUCAUUUGCGGAACGAUAUUCAUUGCUGUCGGAUGGUUGGGCUUUAAUUGUGGCGCGCUGUACACCGUGAACGCACUUACUGGUGUUAUUUUGUCCAACACCGUGACAAGCAUGGCUGUCGGAGGGCUUAGCUGGAUGGGGCUAGAUUACUCGUAUCAUAGAGAUGGUCGGAUUUCGGUUGUGGGGCUGUGUUCCGGCUGCAUAGCAGGGCUGACGGCUAUCACCCCAUGCACUGCAUACAUAAAUUUUUGGUCGAGCUUUGUGGUUGGUUUACUAAGUGGCGUGCUUUGCAACGUCGGCACCCGGCUCAAAUAUUGGCUCAAAAUUGACGAUUCGCUAGACAUCGGAAUUCAUCUUUUUGGAGGUAUCGUGGGGAACCUGCUGGUAGGCCUCUUUGCCGAUAAGAACGUUGCCGCUCUUGGUGGCCUGUCAAUAAAGGGGGGUUGGAUCAACCGUCAUUUCAUCCAGCUGCUGCACCAGUUUGUCAGCUCGCUAGUGGUCACAGUUUACGUUGCGGGGGUCUCGUUCAUUAUUCUCGCCAUCCUAGUCCGUCUGCCGGGUUGCCGACUCCGUCUCGACGAUGCGAACGAAAUGGAAGGCUCGGAUUCGGCCUUGUUUAGUUCUGAGUACAUUGCCGACUACGUGGAGUUUGUGAGGCAGCUGAACCCGGACGAUUACAAAGAGGACUAAAGUUCUAUGAGUGCCAUAUAAUGUCUAUUAAUGUAUUAUGUCGUAAAGUUCGUUUUGGCGGGCGUCUGCUUGGCACACUGGUUUGUCUCGAUGUGGUUUGUAAGCCACUCUUGCACGUUGUUAAAGUACAUGCCGCACUCCCUGCAAAGCCCACUCACCUUGGAGCGCUCGCUCUUGGGCGUGUUUGGCGGGUAUUUGAAAUGUAUAGCCUUCAAGUGGUUUUUGUAUGUGUCGCAUCUGGUAAAGUGGCCCGAGUGGUGGCAGUUUUCAGACCUGUCCUUUGGAUCGGUGUUGAAGAACGGGCACCGGAAUUCCCAUUCGCCAAGCUUUGACAAAUGGCACUUUUCGUGGCGCAGAAGGUCGUUCAGCCGCUUGAACGACCGCGAACAAGUCUGGCAGGUGAACGGCUUGGAGUUCUGGAUGUGGAUCGCGCGAUGGGUUGUCAGGUUGCUGAAAUAGUUGUGGCACACCGGACAUUCUCUUUUUUUGCGAGGUUGUGAGGCCCCCGACGACGAGGACCGUUUGCGCUGGGACCUGUGUACUUGCGUGGAAUACUCCGACGAAUUCUGGGAAGACUCGGAUCCGACGGGUGAUACCCCUGGCAGAGGUAGCGGAGACUCCAAGCUCAGCUUGAAAAGAGGCGGAAGCGCAUUCUGAUCUGAAGCACUAGGGUAGUGGUAUCUUGUGAGCGGAGGAAGACUCACCAGAGGCGGAGUGGCCGGAUACUGAUUGUGAGAACUCCGGUUGGGCAGAAUCAGAGACGAUGCUGGAGGUAAUAUGGGAAGGGCGUUCAUGUUUGUCUUGUCAGGCAUCAAACCAUAGGAAACUCGUGUUUACCGCUUCUCCUGAAGAUGGCCCCGAAUGUCAAAUGCGCAAAUCGGAGUUCUUUUUGCCUAAAUAUAUAUCCUCAUUUGAAUCCCGG